This is a messenger RNA of Porites evermanni, 1041 nucleotides long. Lineage: Eukaryota; Metazoa; Cnidaria; Anthozoa; Scleractinia; Poritidae. The record is from the annotation of a GenBank genome assembly.
GUUUUCUUUGUUCGCAGAACAACUUCCAGAAACUGUCAACCCAAGCACAACAUACUUUUUCUAAAAACUCACAAAACUGGAAGCAGUACCUUGACAAACAUAUUGAACCGCUAUGGGGACAUACACAACUUAACCUUCGCGUUACCGCAGGAUGGUUUUUAUAAUUUCUACUGGCCCUUACCAUUCGAGAAAUCAUUUAUAAAAGACACAAAGGGAAACCAACCUAACAUCUUGUGCCACCAUGCCAGAUGGAACAAGAAUCCAAUGAAGGAGUUGAUGGCCUUGGACUCAGUUUUUAUCACAAUACUUCGAAAUCCUGUCACGCAGUUCGAAUCGACUUUUUCCUACAUGGAGUUUGCACACCUUUUCGGAAUCGAAACAGGAAGAGAUUCCAUCGAAGCUUUUAUAGCUGAUCCUAACGGUAUCAUGACAAAAUUUGCAAACAGUUCACCAGCAGAAAAUGUCUUUCCUUAUCUUAAUUUGUUGAAAAAUGGGCAGUUUUUUGACUUAGGAUUGGACAGUAUUUAUUUUCACGACGAAGAGAAGGUAAACACGGCCAUAGAUGAGAUUGCCCGAAAUUUUAACCUAGUACUUUUGAUGGAAUAUUUCGAUGAAUCUCUCGUCUUACUUGCCAACGAAGCAUGCUGGGAUGUACGAGAUGUUGUGUAUUUCAAGCUUAACCAGCGAAAAUCCGCAGACAAAGAAGACAAAUUUUCUAACGAACUCGUUGAAAAAAUUCGUAUGUGGAACCGAGCCGAUGUGCUGCUUUAUGAUUAUUUCAACAAAACGUUCUGGAAUCAAAUUAAAAAGUUAGGAUCCGCGUUUAAGGCUGACGUAGAGCGUCUAAGAUAUUACAAUGAAGUUUUGAGAGAAUCCUGUUUAGUUCCCGGGGUGUAUAAUACAAAAGCCUACACCAAGCAAGCGAGACCAGUUCGUGGCUACGCCCUGAAGGAAAACCUGGACACCCCUCUGAAGACUCUUUGUGAAAAAAUGAUAACCAACGAGCUAGACUAUUUGCAGCUUCUUACAGGACGAGUUUAA